AUGGCUCCAAAUGGAAAAAUGCGAGAGAUUGUCUCAAUCCACAUCGGUCAAGCUGGUGUUCAAAUCGGAAAUGCUUGCUGGGAACUCUAUUGUCUCGAACACGGAAUCACUCCAGGUGGACUGAUGCCAGAUGAUACGAGUUUCGGAGUCGAGGAUCAAUCAUAUAAUACGUUCUUUUCGGAGACUCCAGCCGGAAAACACGUUCCUCGUGCCAUAUUCGUGGAUCUUGAGCCGACUGUGGUCGAUGAGGUUCGCACUGGCACCUAUGCGAAACUCUUCCAUCCGGAACAGCUGAUCAGUGGAAAAGAAGAUGCUGCAAACAACUACGCUCGUGGUCAUUAUACCAUAGGAAAAGAGCUGAUCGAUGUGGUGAUGGAUCGUGUCCGUCGUCUCACUGAACGAUGUCAAUCUCUUCAAGGCUUCUUAAUCUUCCAUUCUUUUGGAGGUGGAACUGGAAGUGGAUUCACUUCUCUUGUCAUGGAGAGACUCUCGAUUGACUAUGGAAAGAAAGCUAAACUCGAGUUCAGCAUCUAUCCAGCUCCUCAAAUCAGCACUUCGAUGGUAGAACCAUACAAUUCUCUCCUGACCACUCAUACAACUCUCGAACAUUCCGACUGUUCGUUCAUCAUGGACAAUGAGGCAAUUUACGAAAUCACAAAAGUGAAUCUCGGCGUUCGAAGCCCCACUUACACUCAUUUGAAUCGUCUUCUUGCUCAAGUCGUUUCCUCAAUCACAGCUUCUUUGAGAUUCGAUGGAGCACUCAAUGUUGAUUUGACUGAAUUUCAGACAAAUUUGGUACCGUAUCCGCGAAUCCAUUUUCCUCUUGUCACUUAUGCUCCGAUCAUUUCAGCAGAGAAAGCAUAUCACGAACAGCUAUCAGUGUCUGAAAUAACCAAUUCUUGCUUCGAACCUGGAAGUCAAAUGGUGAAAUGUGAUCCAAGAAACGGAAAAUACAUGGCAUGUUGUCUUCUUUAUCGUGGAGACGUUGUUCCCAAAGACAUCAAUUCUGCAAUUUCGACAAUCAAAACAAAACGAGCGAUUCAGUUUGUUGACUGGUGUCCAACUGGAUUCAAAGUUGGAAUCAACUAUCAGCCACCUACAGUAGUCCCCGGAGGAGAUUUGGCAAAACUGCAAAGAGCUGUCUGCAUGCUUUCGAACACUACUGCGAUUCAGGAAGCAUGGGCUCGUCUCGAUCAUAAAUUCGAUUUGAUGUAUGCGAAAAGAGCAUUCGUUCAUUGGUAUGUAGGAGAAGGAAUGGAAGAAGGAGAGUUCUCGGAGGCUCGUGAAGACAUGGCAGCACUCGAAAAGGAUUAUGAAGAAGUCGGUGUCGAUUCUUUCGACCCGAACGAUGAUGAAUACUAA
Caenorhabditis briggsae is the source of this 1362-nucleotide messenger RNA. It is a transcript of the gene Cbr-tba-5, whose product is annotated as Protein CBR-TBA-5. Lineage: Eukaryota; Metazoa; Nematoda; Chromadorea; Rhabditida; Rhabditidae. Gene Ontology annotation, cellular component: cytoplasm; microtubule. The record is from RefSeq and is a predicted model, not a curated record. The transcript is spliced from 5 exons. The coding region runs from base 1 to 1362 and encodes 453 amino acids. Gene Ontology annotation, molecular function: GTP binding; structural constituent of cytoskeleton. Gene Ontology annotation, biological process: mitotic cell cycle; microtubule cytoskeleton organization.